Messenger RNA from Gigantopelta aegis, 3209 nucleotides. RefSeq lists its product as uncharacterized. The transcript is spliced from 7 exons. The record is from RefSeq and is a predicted model, not a curated record. Lineage: Eukaryota; Metazoa; Mollusca; Gastropoda; Neomphalida; Peltospiridae. The coding region runs from base 212 to 1261 and encodes 349 amino acids.
CGCAACUUUCAGUUUGUGAAUUUGACUUUGCUCAGAUGUCACUUUCGCUGAGUGUUUUAACCAAUAUUGAAUAACGUAAACGUUAAGCCUGAUCCUGAUUCUCAUGCCUAUUUUUGGUGUUAAUCUGUGUGAUAAUGAGAUUUUGAACAGGCAUAAAAAUAUUUUGUUUCCUGUUGCAUAGACAAUAACAAAUUUCUUUAAAGGGCACAGAAUGUUGAGACGGUAUUACCAGUCCUGGCUGACUACCUGCCACUUCGUCAAACUCCGUUUCCGUCGACAACCAUUCCUCUUCUAUGCUUUUGCAGUGUCCUUGACCAUCGUGGUGGUUAUUUUCUGGAUGUACCUCAAGAUGACACCUCGCCCCCCACCGGGACUCAUUUUGGAUAAGGAGAUUCAUGACAUGUUCCUUGGAUUAAAGAAACCCACAUACAGGCCAUUACGUCCAAUACCGUUAAUAAUUCCACAGAUUCACGUGAAGAAUUUGCCACCAAUUAUAGUUUCUGCACAUCAGACCACCGUAAAAGCAGAAGAGAAUUUUUUCAAAUUUCUACAGAACAAAGAUAUUAAGUGUAACAAUGACAUGCGACUCGGGCACCCGCACGAUGGAGGCUGGAACGUUUGUAUGUCGCCGCCACUUGGCUUCGGUGAUAACUGCCUCGUCUAUUCCUUCGGGAUUGGAAAUGAUUGGCAGUUCGAAGAUGCUGUUUCGAAGAUUUACGGGUGUAGGGUGCUGGCUUAUGAUCCUAGUAUGGAUGUGGCAGAUCAUAACAGAAGUAAUUUAAUCACAUUCAAAAGACUUGGCAUUGGUCCAAAAAAUGAAGUAACCCCCGCUGGCUGGAAAGUUAAAACAUUUGGAACAUUCCUUAAAGACGAGGGUCAUGAAAAUACUAUCAUCAACUACUUAAAAUUCGACAUUGAAUAUUCCGAAUGGCGAGUUUUGGAAUCUCUUUUCAAAGAGAGGUCGUUGAAAAACGUCAAGCAGAUCGGGUUUGAGGCUCAUUCUAAAGAGCUGUUUCAAGUUUCUAAACUGGACAUGCCCACUGGAAAGGAGGAAUUUCUCAAAAUGUACACGACCCUGAGACGUCUGGAAAACUUGAAUUUCCGCAAGUUCAAUUACAGGUUAAAUCCAUUUGGCGAAUAUCGGUCGAAGCACUCCAACAAGAUCCAGUCGUGCUGUUAUGAGUUACAUUAUGUUAAUAUGAAUAUGGUCAGGUCUAAUGAGACAAUAAUUCAUGACAAAGAUAGUGAACUAUUUCACUGACCAGUUGUGCUGUUACGAGUUACAUUACGUUAAUAUGAAUAUGGUCAGGUUUAAUGAGACACUAAUUCAUGACAAAGAUAGUGAACUAUUUCACUGACCAGUCGUGCUGUUACGAGUUGCAUUAUGCCAAUAUGAAUAUGGUCAGGUCUAAUGAGACACUAAUUCAUGACAAAGAUAGUGAACUAUUUCACUGACCAGUCGUGCUGUUACGAGUUACAUUAUGUUAAUAUGAAUAUGGUGAGGUCUAAUGAGACAAUAAUUCAUGACAAAGAUAGUGAACUAUUUCACUGACCAGUCGUGCUGUUACGAGUUACAUUAUGUCAAUAUGAAUAUGGUCAGGUCUAAUGAGACAAUAAUUCAUGACAAAGAUAGUGAACUAUUUCACUGACCAGUCGUGCUGUUACGAGUUACUUUAUGUUAUUGUGAAUAUGGUCAGGUCUAAUGAGACAAUAAUUCAUGACAAAGAUAGUGAACUAUUUCACUGACCAGUCGUCCUGUUACGAGUUACAUUAUGUCAAUAUGAAUAUGGUGAGGUCUAAUGAGACAAUAAUUCAUGACAAAGAUAGUGAACUAUUUCACUGACCAGUCGUGCUGUUACGAGUUACAUUAUGUCAAUAUGAAUAUGGUGAGGUCUAAUGAGACAAUAAUUCAUGACAAAGAUAGUGAACUAUUUCACUGACCAGUCGUGCUGUUACGAGUUACAUUAUGUCAAUAUGAAUAUGAUGAGGUCUAAUGAGACAAUAAUUCAUGACAAAGAUAGUGAACUAUUUCACUGACCAGUCGUGCUGUUACGAGUUACAUUAUGUUAAUAUGAAUAUGAUGAGGUCUAAUGAGACAAUAAUUCAUGACAAAGAUAAUGAACUAUUUCACUGAAGUACGAGUAGCUUGUAAGGAAGGUAGAUAACUCUUCCAGUGAUAUGAAACUAAGAAAGAAUUCUUCCAGCAAGUUGAGUGCGUCGUUAAAUAAAACAUUUCCUUCCUUCUUCCAGCAACUCGGAGGGGUAGGGGUACGUAGCCCAGUGGAAAAGAGCUCUCCAUGGUCGGCCGAGAAUCAAUCCCCAUUGUUGGGUCCAUUGGGCUAUUUCUGGUUCCAGCCAGUGCACCAAGACUGGUAUUAUUAAAGGUUGUGGUAUGUGUUGUCCUGUCUGUGGGAAAGUGCAUAUAAAAGAUCCCUUGCUGCAUUAGAAAAAAUGUAGCGGGUUUUCUCUGAUGACUACAAAUGUUUGACAUCCAAUAUUCGAUGAUUAAUUAAUCAGUGCUCUAGUGGUGGUGUUAAACAAAGCACGGGGGCGGGAUCUAACUCCGUCGGUAGUGAGUGUUUACAUCACAGCAUCAAAUCACCUCAGUGAGCCUGUUCUUUGAUUGGGUGCUUUCCCAUUCCAACCAGUACACCAAGACUGGUAUUAUUAACGGUUGUGGUAUGUGUUAAACAAAACAAGGGGGCGGGAUCUAGCUCAGUCGGUAGUGAGUGUUUACAUCACAGCAUCAAAUCACCUCAGUGGGCCCGUUCUUUGAUUGGGUGCUUUCCCGUUCCAACCAGUACACCAAGACUGGUAUUAUUAACGGUUGUGGUAUGUGUUAAACAAAACAAGGGGGCGGGAUCUAGCUCAGUCGGUAGUGAGUGUUUACAUCACAGCAUCAAAUCACCUCAGUGGGCCCGUUCUUUGAUUGGGUGUUUUCCCGUUCCAACCAGUACACCAAGACUGGUAUUAUUAAAGGUUGUGGUAUGUGUUAUCCUGUCUGUGGGAUGGUGCAUAUAAAAGAUCCCUUGCUACGAAUGGAAAAAUGUAGUGGGUUUCCUCUUACGGCUAUGGGCUGAAUUUGCAAAGCUUGUUUUUCUUAAACACAGGUGUAUUUAAGCAUUGUAAAUGUAUGUAGUUACAGGUGUGUAAGACUUAUGCAGGUGUAUUUAAGCAUUGUAAAUGUAUGUAGUUACAUGUGUGUAAGA